AAAAAGGCAGGAUACUCACGUUUCCCAUUGCGGUGAAAGAGGAGCUGAUAAACACCUGAAUCUCAUAUUUCGUCCUCUCCAUUCCUCACUGGCCGCCAGGAACUCCACGUUUGCUUGGAAGCCCUGGUAAUGCCCGUAUCCGUCAAGCCUCUCGUCAACCCCUGCUUCUCGGCGUUUACAGGCGAUAUUCAAUUGGAGUUCAAAGCCCAAAAUUUCCGGGUGUCGCGGAGACGCCUGAGAGACAAGGGGAAAAGUCAGGAUCUGUGAUGAAUUCGUCAGAACAAAAUGGGCCAAGAUAAUCAGGAACUCAAAAGUCGGCGGCCGCGCGUUGGAUACGAUUUAUUAUUACGGCCAUUGGGUUUCAUAGACUAAACAAGGUAUUGGAUCCAAUCCUAAUAUCUUUACUCAUCAGCACUACCUAUACGUGCAAACCGGGCUUGUUUCACCAACCACAGCCACGGCUUGAGCUGCACCCAUCACUCAUCGUUCAUUGCUUUGUUUCCGCAGACUCGUUAACCCAAUUUCAAUCUUCUUCUUCUUCUUCCUCCACCCUUUGGAGACUAGGUGCCAGAGGACAAAGCAUGGGUUUGUUUGGCUGACUCCGCCGAGCUGAACUGGGCUUGUCUGCUGCUGGCGUCAACUCCCGUUUGGAACAUGCUGACUUUGGAUCAUGUCCAUCAUGCUUGACUGACAAAAGACGUUUAAACUCUGAUUCAAUAUUUUUCCUUCCUUCAAACCCUUCUCCAAAAGUUGCAGAAUAUUAUCUCGACAAGUGUCUCGUGACUUGCACGAGAUCGCCUCCCUGAAUCCUUAGUAACUUCCCUAGAAAUGGCUCCCUGGUCGAGUCGUCGUGGGUCGCAACCCAACAACAACUCUAACGGUGACCUCAUCAGUCGAAUUCACAAUACGGCCUUACACACGCCUACCACAUUACCUGCGCUCUACUCGACAAAUCUGCCAAAUACAUCAAACGGGAAUCGCCUCGAGUUAUCCUUCUCCAAUGCCAACGCCGAUUCCAGCUCCGACGAGUCUGACUUGCAUCCCUCGCGGCCUCAAUCUUCCAAACCUCGUCGGCCACAGCACACGCGCUCUAUGAGCCAGCCUUUCCCUUCUCUCUUCAGCAGCAAGAAAAAGAGACAGAACUCAGUCGGCGCACCACCGCCUGACCUGGGUUUUGCAGAUGAUGACUCGGCAAUGCCUCGACAAGCACCAAAGACGCACGCUCGAAACCCUUCUCAUACUCGAAACGGCCCGGUAGGAAGUAAGGAUUUUACGACAGGCAACUGCAUGACAUGUGGCUCGUUAGUACGGUGGCCGCGGGAGCUCAAGGUGUUCAAAUGCACGAUCUGUACUACAGUCAAUGAUUUGGAGCCUCUGAGUGCAGAUCAUGAUGGUUCGAAGUCGCGUAGAGAUGCAAGCCAGGAUCCCACCCAGUCUGUCCCAACUCGAGGUCUGCAUAUCUCGAUCGAACAGACAAAGCGACUGGUUCAACAAUCCAUACAAUCCUUCCUUUCUAAGAAGUUGCAUUCAAUUCCUGAACCUCCCACCGAGGCGCCGCCACAACCGCCGCCGCAGAGCAAGUUGUCAUUUAGCAGCCGAAUGCAGGCUGCUGGCCAAAGCCUUGCGCCGGUCGAUUUUAGACAGGAAGCAGCGCCUUCAUCCGAGUCCCCUACUAUACAGGUUUCUCAUUAUGCGUUCGAUGAGGAACCGACACUACGGUCGAGUCCCACCCGACCGAACCCUACGCCAAUGCGAUCCUUCUCUUCUUCUUACACCGAAAGACCUCCAGUACGUAAGAUAUUGCAAGAACGCGGGCCAAAAGAGCAACGUAAAUUGCCGGAUCAAUCUGAGGGUGACCCGAAAAGGAUAUUCAAGGCUUUGGAAGACUACAUCGUAGCCUGCUUUGGCUCAUUCGAAUGUAUUAACUCAUCAUUCCUAACGCAUACCCACCGCCAGCCCAUUAGAUGUAGAAGCGAAUCAACUCGUCGCAAGCCUAUGCUACCUAGUGAGCCUCGUGGACAGAGAGGGCAUCGUCGCGAGUCUUCAGGAAACCAUGCUGCUCGUGAGCCACGAGAGGAGCAGUUUACUCCGCAAUUUGAAGAUGGAUCAUGCGACCUCGAUCCAAAGUUGCUACUUUUAGGUGACUUUGCCGAGAAUGGGACAUGGUGGAUGGGAAACCAAGAAGACUCUCGGCCUCGACGGCCGUCGACAAACCGUGUGGAACGGAGUUUCUCAAGCGCACCGGUCAACACGAAGACACCGCAAAUGAGCUGGGGCGAUCUCAUCAAAUGGUACACCACUAUCGUGAAUCCUGCUGAGGGAUGGUUUGCGAUUUACGAGGAGAUGUGUCAAGGAAAAGGCUUUUUAACCCCUUCUCAACGAGAAUUGCAAUUAAUGGAGCGGGAACUACUGCAGGGCCAAGAACAUGCUCGGCGAGUUCUCCUUAAAGCAACCGAAAUGCUUCUAAGAAGACCUGGAAGGCCAUUGAAGGAUCCAGCAGACUUGAGGUUUCUCCUAAUCAUCUUAGAAAACCCAUUACUAUACGAACAUGAAACAUUGUUUCGGGGAAUUCUACAAUUCGAGAAAAACUUGCCUUCUGGCCCAAGGUCAAUACAGCAGAGAAAAGCCAGCACCCCUGAAUCUGGGCCUUUAUCUGGGCAACACUCUGGCAUCAUCAAGCGCAUAGUGGGUUUAGUAUCAAACUCGUCGGCUGAAUGCCAUAACCAGUUAAUCGCCUGGUUUUCAAGACAUCACCCUUCUCGCUUCAUUCGUACCAAAGAGUUAGCAUCUGGUUUCUUAACAUAUCGGAUGAUUCGACAGAGUGGAAAGAAGCAAGAGGUGAAAGUUGACAUCACAGCUGGCCUGAUUCCGCAAAUGCAAGAAGGGCGCUCAGGAGCUUACCUCUACGAUGAGAUACACCGCGCAAACUCGUCGAAGAAGGCCAAGGAGCCUGAAAAGAAAAUCAUGUAUGCCGAAGAUUGGCAGAUUAGAGCUUCUUCGCGGGUCUUGGCGCUCCUCUUCGCUGCCAAUAACUUGCCACACAGCCGGAGAAAUGAAGAAUCCCCUUCGGGCUCGGCCGAGGGUCGCUCUAAUGUUCAUUCUCACGGACAAAUCCUACCAACGAGCGACUUCUACAAUUCAAUGAUCGACUACACUGACUUAGUUGCGGACUUUGAAAAUUGGGAAGCUCGUAGGAGCAAGUUCACGUUCUGCCAGUACCCAUUCCUUUUGAGCAUAUGGGCCAAGAACCAUAUUCUUGAGCACGAUGCUCGUCGCCAGAUGCAGAGCAAAGCCCGUGACGCCUUUUUUGAUAGUAUCAUGAGUCGCAAGGCUAUCAACCAGUUCCUCGAAUUAACUGUUCGCCGAGAUUGUCUGGUGGAUGAUAGUCUAAAAGCUGUCAGCGAGGUGAUUGGAAGUGGGAGCGAGGAUAUAAAAAAGGGUCUUCGUAUUACCUUUAGUGGUGAGGAGGGAGUAGAUGCUGGUGGUCUACGGAAAGAAUGGUUUUUACUUCUGGCCAGAGAAGUUUUCAAUCCUGACCAUGGCCUUUUUCUUUAUGACGAGGAUUCUCAGUAUUGCUAUUUCAACCCGAACGCUUUUGAAACCUCCGAUCAGUUCUUCUUGGUCGGAGUCGUGAUGGGACUUGCUAUAUACAACUCGACUAUUCUGGAUGUGGCUCUCCCUCCUUUUGCAUUUCGAAAACUUAUUGCAUCUGCUCCAACACACGGUACAGGGGCAUCAGCUCACCCAAGACCUCCCAUGCGUUAUACCCUCGAAGACCUGGCAGAAUACCGGCCUCGACUAGCUCGAGGAUUACGGCAGUUGCUAGAAUAUGAAGGCAAUGUGGAAGACACCUUCUGUCUCGAUUUCGUUAUUGAUAUGGAUAAAUACGGUACUCAGGUGCAGGUUCCCCUUUGCCCUGGAGGCGAACGCAUCCCUGUCACAAACAGCAACCGUCGAGAAUACGUGGACCUUUACGUGCGGUACAUAAUCGAUGUGUCUGUAACAAGACAGUUCGAGCCCUUCAAACGAGGUUUCUACACUGUAUGUGGAGGUAAUGCCCUGUCUCUCUUUAGGCCAGAAGAGAUUGAACUCCUUGUACGAGGCUCUGAUGAAGCACUUGACAUCAACUCGCUAAGGGGAGUCGCUGAGUAUGAUAACUGGGGAACUAAAAAGCCAGAUGGUUCCGAACCCGUUAUUGACUGGUUCUGGGAGACAUUUCAGGCGGCGACAUCUCAAGAUCAACGGAAACUACUCCUGUUCAUCACUGGUAGCGAUCGAAUUCCUGCUAUGGGUGCAGCUGUACUACCGAUUAAGAUAUCCUGCCUCGGUGAGGAUGAAGGCAGGUUCCCCAUUGCUCGAACGUGCUUCAACAUGCUAUCUCUGUCACGAUACAAGUCAAAAGAAAGGUUAGAGAAGUUAUUGUGGACUGCUGUUCAUGAAAGUGAGGGCUUUGGGAUAAAGUAAAUGGUACAGUUGAUGAAAUUACGAAUGAGCAUUCAUUUCAUUUACGGAGUUUUGAUAGGUAGUUCAAGGGGUUUUGGGAGUGUAGAUCUAUAUAUAGGACCUCUCAAGGUGCAAUUAGAAACUGAAGUCGUUUGUCUAUAAGAGAUUCUAUCGGAGAAUCGCAAUUCUUCAACAUUGAAAUGUACGUUGUACGUGUGCGACAGCCCAACAAUCCGUUCAUCGACCAACGUAGGAGUCCAAGCAGAAGGUAGUGGGACUUUCUAAAUUUCCAACUUGUACACUUGCCAGAUAUGUGGCAUUCGUUAAUACACAUUUAUUGUACAGCAUCGUUAUGGUCUCUUUCAUUCAAAGCCUUUUCACGAAUCCUCUUCCUCAGCAACACCGCCAGCAGCCCGGGCUCGCUUCAGCAUGUCCUCCUCGCGUUUCUUCUCCUCACGUAGACUCCUCAUCCGUGCUCGGUCGACCUCGGCUUGUCUGGCCAUGGCGUCCAGCUCCUGCAAUUCACGAAUCUCCUCCUUGGUGGGUUUGAUGGGGACAGCACGGGUCUCGGCAAGUACGUAUUCAAGAAUGUGAGAGGAGUGUUUCUCAGUCAUAUCGACGGUAAUAAUCUUCUCGUCAGCGUCCGGUGGUGUGGCCUUGGACAUGUUAUUGCGUGAUGAGGAGGGCUGGGAACGGGUAGCGGGUGCGGGAGUUGAAGCGUCGGGUUUGCGGAGAUAGAUAGAGAGUGUAGGCUUCUUGUUGUUCCGGCUGUGACGAUUGACGAUCAUAGGAACUGAGGGAUUAUGGUAUUUUAGUCGGGGGAGGUUCUCACGCCAGAACUUUCUGUUUUUUGGUGUAUUAGUUGAUGUGCCAGAGACCUUGAUAUAUGGACUAACUUGGCGCCCAUAUGACCGUUCUU
Fusarium odoratissimum NRRL 54006 is the source of this 5362-nucleotide messenger RNA. RefSeq names its product other hect domain ubiquitin protein ligase E3. Gene Ontology annotation, molecular function: ubiquitin protein ligase activity. Bases 829 to 4464 code for a protein of 1211 amino acids. The record is from RefSeq and is a predicted model, not a curated record. Gene Ontology annotation, biological process: protein polyubiquitination. NCBI's taxonomy places the organism in Eukaryota, Fungi, Ascomycota, Sordariomycetes, Hypocreales, Nectriaceae. The transcript is spliced from 3 exons.